AUGCCAUCUGAGGCUCAGCCUCAGGAGCCUCGGGACAGAGGGCCACCCCCUCCCGUCACUCGGGCCGGCCGCAGCGCUCAGCUGGCCAAAGCCGCCGUUUCUAGCCCCGCCCCUGAGAGGCGGCCCCGUGGGCGACCGCGGAAAGAUGGGAGCAGCGGGCGCCCUGGACCUCCUGCCCCGCCUCCUCCACCACCUCCUCCUCCCCCUCCGCCCCCCAAAUCAAGAAAGAAGGGGCGGAGCCGAGGACGAGCUCAGGUAGAGGAUGAAGAGAGCAUGGACGCCACAGAGAAGAAGCCCCCCCAGAAGACAGAAGUGAAGGAGAAGACCACACGACGGCAGCGCUCCACCUCCAGGAGAAAAUCCAAAACAAGCUCUGAACCUGCCCAGGACCAGCUCAGUCCAGAUCCUGAUCCUGAACCGGAUCCAGGACCGGGGCCCACCGACCCUGAGCCGCCUCUAGCCCUCUUCUCCCCCCUCCAGCCCCCCACCCAAUCCCAUCAUCCUGAUCCUGUUCCUGAUCCUGUGGAGGAAGACCGGCCCAGUCCGAGUCACAGUCCCACACCUACGGAUGUGGACUACAGCCUGAUUCCCAUAGAAGCAGAGGAGGCCGGCCCCGUGGAGCAGAGUCCGGCCGUCAGCCCCCACUCCAGUCCUCCGGUGUCCCCCUGUCUGCGGUCGGAGGACGAGGACUCGCUGUCCCCGCUGUUCCAGCGGUCUCUGUCGGAGGACUCCGGGGACUCGCCCACCCCUAGCCUGGGACACACCAAAAAAAGGCUGAAGCAGUGUGCCUUCUGUUACCACGGCGACGAGCCUCCUCUGGGCCAGGGCCGGCUGGUGGUAUUCGGCCCGACGCCCGGCUACAUCCCGCUCCACAUCCUCAAUCGCCGCACCUCCUCCGACCGAGACAACGACUGCCACGACCACUGCUACCGCGGCCGCCAAGCCCCGCCCACGUGCUGCAGUCCAGAACAGUGUGAGUCUUCCUCAGAGUUCCUUAAGCAGCUCGGACCCAUCGGCCUUCCUCAUGACAUCAACGUCCAGUCACUGUUUGACCCCACAGGUCAGUGCUGUGCUCACCUGCAGUGUGCCACUUGGUCAGAGGGGGUGUGUCGAGGUGAGGGCCAAUCACUGCUCUACGUGGACAAAGCCAUCGACUCAGGAAGCACACAGGUGUGUGUGUUCUGCCGGCGGCUCGGAGCCUCGCUGCGUUGUCAGGAGACAGACUGUGGGCGGUGCUACCACUUCCCCUGCGCUGCUGCUGCCGGAGCCCACCUGGACUGGAACCAGAGACGCACACUGUGUACAAGACACGCAGGGUCCUCGCCACCCUGUGCUCUGUGCUCUGGCGGCGGUGAGCUUGGCAGCCUGUUAAUGUGCUGUUGUUGUGGUAACCGUUACCAUGGCAGCUGCGUGGACCCCUCUGUAGCCCCCUCCCCUUUCUGCCGGGCCGGCUGGCAGUGUCCUCGGUGUCGAGUGUGUCAGAGCUGCAGGCUGCGAGACGAUGAAGCUGCGUUAUUGGUGUGUGAGCGCUGCGAUAAAGCCUACCACACACACUGUCUGACACCACCUCUGGAUCACACGCCGAGCACCAGCUGGAGCUGCAAGAACUGCAGAGUCUGCCGCCGCUGUGGUGUCAGGUCAUCAGGCCAGUGGGCCAAUCACCCGUUUCUGUGUGAGUCGUGUGACCCAGCAUUGCCUUGCCUUCUCUGUGGCCACGCCCCCGACCUCUACACACCACAGGACUGUGUGACCUGUAUCUGCUGCUAUAGGUUUGUCCAUGCAGACUGCAUCAUCCAGGCUGGGGAGGGCAAGGUGGGGUCCGAAGCUUACAUCUGCUCCACAUGCAGACCUCAACAGGAUGAGCCAAACCCACACAGUCCCACAUUGGCAUCAGCUCCCGCCCUUAGCCCCUCACAGACUCCACCCAGUAGCAUUCCACAGCCAUCAGUUUCAACGUGCACAGAGGCUCCACCGGCCAGUCCUGUUGGUCAGCUCGUCCCUGAGGAGCCACCACAGAGAACAACAAAGUCCAUCAGUGCACCAUCACCACCAAGUCUUACGUCAUCUCACCCUGAUCCCAUUGAGCUCCAACAGAAUCCUACACCAUCUCACACUGACUCCCAGGAGCUCCUGAAUAAUCCACUGUCAGUUCUUCCUCAGUCUACAGGACUCCGACAGAGUUCUACAACAUCUCACCCUGAAGCCAGUGAACCCCAACAGAGUCCUCUACCAUCUCAUCCUGAGGGUAUGGAGACACAACAGAGUCCUCCGCCAGUUCUCCCUGAGUCCACAGAGCUCCAACAGAAUCCUCCAUCAGUUCUCCCAGAGUCUACAGAGCUCCAAGGAAGUUCUGUAAUGUCUCACCCUGAAGCCAUGGAGAGAUUAAAGAGUCCUCCAUCCGAUCUCCAUGAAUCCACAGAGCUCCAACAAAAUUCUCCACCAGUUCUCCCUGAAUCCACAGAGCUCCAAGGAAGUUCUGUAACAUCUCAUCCUGACGCCAUGGAGAGAUUAAAGAGUCCUCCAUCCGAUCUCCCUGAACCCGCAGAGCUCCAACAAAGUCCUCCAUCGGGUCUCUUUGAGUCCACAAAGCUCCAAGAAAGUCCAGAAACUUCUCACCCUGAAGCCACGGAGCUCAGACAGAUUUCUCCAUCAGAUCUUCCCGAGUCCACAGAGCUCCAAGAAAGUUCUGUAUCAUCUCAGCCUGAAGCCACGGCGCUCCAACAGAGUCCUCCACCAAUUAUCCAAAAGUCCACAGAACUCCAAGAAAGUCUGUUAUGUCAGCCUGAUUCUGCCAAGCUCCCAGAAACUCCCAAAGUUCUCCCACAAAGUGAAUGGAGCAUGGAGUUGGAACAAAGCCCUUCACAAUGUCAAACUGAUCCCACAGAGCUCCAACAAAGUCCUCCACCAUCUCACCCGAAUCCUUUGGCAGUCCAGCAAAGUUCCUCACCAGCUCUUACAGAGCUCCCUCCUUCUGCAGAGCUCCAACAGAGUUCUUUACCAUCUAGCCCUGUUCUCAAGGACCUUCAGCAAAGUCCUGCAUCAUCUCCCAUGGAGCUCCAACAAAGUUCCUCGCCUACUCCUGUAGAACACCAACAAUUUUCUGCAUCCUCUCCCAAAGAACUCCCAGACAGUCCUGCACCAUCUCACCCUCUUUCCACAGAGCUGAAGCGAAGCCCUCAACCAUCUCCCAAAGAGCUCCCAUCUCAACUUGUUUCCAUGGAGCUUCAACCAAAUUCCUUACAAAUGCUUGAAGAACUCCAAAAUCCUGCACCAUCAUGCCCUGAUUCCACAGAGCUCCAGCAAAACCCUCCACCAUCUCCCAAAGAGCUCCCACCUCAGCCUAUUUCCACGGAGCUUCAACCAAAUUCCUUACAAAUGCUUGAACUCCGAAGUCCUGCACCAUCUGAAAAUUCAGAGCUUCAACAAGGUCAUCCAUCAUCUCCCAUAGAACAAAGUUCCUCACCACCUUCAGCAGAGCUCCAGCACAUUCUUGUGCUGUCUCACACUGAUUCCACAGAGCUCCCACAGAAUGCACCAUCUCCCAAAGAACUACUGUCAAGUCCUGCACAAUCUCACACUGAUCCUUUGGCGCUUCUAAAAAGUCCAGCACCUUUAACUGCACAUACCCCACAAAGUCCUCGACCAUCUGUCAUGGAGCUCCCACAGAGUCCUGUAAUUUUCCAUCCUGAUCCCAUGGAGCCCCAACAAAAUGUUGUACCUUUGACUGCACCUUCUAUCAUACAAUUCGAGCCAUCUCCCUCUUGUCAAACAGCAUCCCAUGGUAAUCAAGAAGAGCUCCAUCCUGAUGCAGCCCAUGAAAGUUACUCAGCAUCCCACUUGGAUUCCACAGAUGACCAGAAAAACUGGAACCCAUUACACCUUCAGCAGAGUCCUGCACAGUCUCACUAUAAUCUGGCAGAACUUGUGGAAAGUACUGAGCAGAAUUCCACAGAGGAUCAGCUUAUGGACACAGAAUCUCAGCAGAGUCCAGUACAGGGUGGUCCCACUGCUUUUACCCUUGCACAUUCUCUACACAGCCCUUCAGCUCACAGUCCUAUCAAGUCAGGGCCAACUCCUCCCAGGGUGGAGCUGAGGACAGAGGAGCCUCGGCGCAGCCUUCCACCACACAGUCCUGCACAGGACAAUGCUAUGCAGCUCAGUGGAUCAUGUAGUCAGGAGAACAUUGUCAUCUCACAGCCUCAGCAGAGUGCUCUACAAAUGGACUGUAGUCCUAUGCCACAUAGUCCUGUGCAAGUUGGCAUAUCACGUCCUUGGAACUCCUCACAGGACACUGAAUCUACACUGGACCAGGAGAGCCCUGGAUUGAGCAGCCCUACUCUGCAGUAUGGGGCUGCACAGGACACGUCUACACUGGACCAGGACCUCUCAUCGGCAGCAAGAUACGCCUCAGCUCCAUGUAGCCCAUCGUCACCACCGCUCAGACCUAGACGGUGUAGUCUGUCCCAACCUGCCAGCCCUGCUCAGGCUCUCAGGUCUUCACAGCUUAGCUUACAUACUUUAGAACUUGCUGCACAUUCAACAGUCACACAGAAGUCCACCCAUGCCACACAACCUGUCUCCUUGAAACAUUGCCCUUUGCAAAAGAGUUCUAACCCUGAUGGCCAAACACUGGAAAAUAACCCUCCUCCCCUAAACCCCACCUCUGGCCUGGCCACAGUGCCCCCUGAAAGUAGCACGCUCAGUCCCGAUCAUUCCAGUCCCCCUCAUGUCCCAGAUUUCCAGACACCAGAAAGCCUUUUUCACAUUAGCACUUCAGCCAAACACAGUAGCCUAGCUUGUUCACCUUGUGCUGGUGAAAUGGAGGAAGCUCCUCCCCCAGCUAGCCAAAUUCAUCAGAAUCCUCACAACACCCCAUCACUCUGCAUGGAAGUUGUGGAGGGAGCUAGCCCCACACAUAUCCAGGCCAGCCCAGCUUGUGCUAGCUCCACUCAUGCUUACCAGAUGCCUACAAGCCCAACCAUGUGUCUUGAAGGCCAUCCUAGCCCUGUGCCAGGGGAGAGUAGCCCAUCAGCAGCGCUGGCUGGACUCAUCUACCUUGUUUCCUGUCAGGAUGAGGAGAUGCAGGUAGCUACCAUCCAGCCAAGUAAUGGUGUUCAGUCAGAACAUAGUCCCAGUCAACCAGACAGUCCUCAGCCUGACCUUGCUUACUCAGAAGCCACCGGUGGCAUUAUUUUGUCAGGUCACCAGCAUGCUCAGGAGACAGAAAGUCCCCCUGGUCAGUCAAGUCGGCCACAUAUCCAGAUUUCCUUCAGUACUUCACACCUGGCUGCAGUACAGCCGUCAAGCCCUCCACCAGCUUCUGGUAGUUCAAGUCCUCCACACUGUACACUGAGUGAUACCGGCCCAGAGAGGAGUCCUAUUAGUGCUGAAACAUAUCCCUGCUCUGCUAGUGUAGCUGAUGUUCACACCAGUCAUAGCCCAGUUAGUCCUGCUGGUCAGGCUAGUCCUGCUCAUGUAGUAGUAGCUCACUCAGGCCCAGUGCAGACAAAAACUUCCUCAUUAGCUAGCACAACUCACAGCAGCCCUGCACAUGCUGCUUUUGCCAGUGUUAGCCCACCUCACAGUCCAGCUCCUGACACUGAAAGUAGUACUAGCCUUACUGGGGCAUCACUGAGCCCCACUAGUCCUGAUGUGGACACAGUUGCUCUUUCCGGUGGGGCUCAGCCUGAUAUUGGUGCUGAUGAACCUGCAGACUGUGUCAAACAAACAAGUCCUGCUGCCUCUGUACCCGACGACUCAGCUGCUGUUAGCCCCAGCCAGAACCAAGUCAGCCAGUCCCCAGCUGGUACUGCAGUGGUCCCCAAAGAAAACCACCAAUGCACUGCCUCGCCAAGCUCCCUGUAUCAAAGCCCACUCAUCCCCACUGAUGCUACUUACACUCAGGCCAGUCCGAGUCCUGCUAGCCCUGUCCAUGCUAGUCCCACUCAGGAUAACACUGCGAUGCCUAGCUCAACCUCUCCCAGUGAGGCACCUCUUAGUCCCACAUGCCCCGCCCCCUCACAGAUAGAUCCAGGUUUUAAACAGAUCACCACAAGUCCAGGCCCCAUGAGUCCUGUGCAGGCGGAGCCUGGUCCCGGUCCCGGUCCCGAGAGUCCUGUGCAGGCGGAGCCUGGUCCAUGUCCCGAGAGUCCUGUGCAGGCGGAGCCUGGUGUCAGACCUGCUUCUGCCAGCCCAUUCCACUGUGAAGCCAGUCCUGCUUGUGAUUCAGUUAACCCUGCUCCCUCAAUAACCAGCGCAAGUCCUGGUCCUGCUAGUCCCGUGAAGCCAGAACAAGGUCCUGGACCUGAAGGGAUGUCUGAUGGCACCAUGGACACGCUGAGCACAGAGGAGCAGCAGAAGAAGACUGACGAAGAGCAGCAGGAGGAGCAGCCUGAACACACAUCACAGGAGAGCCUAGCGGAGGAGAAGCCUGUGGAGAGGAGCGAGGGAGGAGAAGAACAAAACCUGAAGGGCCUGCCCAGUUGCUCCAGCUGUCCUAAAGGAGUCCAGGAGACUCAGUGCCCCGCCUCCCCCAUUCCCACGCAGCAACCUGUGUCCUUCCCUUUGCCCUCAUCACCUCCAUCUGUGGGAGCCAGCUCCCUGGAGGUCUCCCCCCAUUGUCACUCCCAGCCCACCGUUGUAGAGGGCCUCCCACAGGAGGAAAAGCCUCCCAGUGACUUUGGACCUAUGGUGGGGCAAAAAGACCAAUCACCUCUUUGUCACAUGACAUCAGAGUGUGAUGGGGGUCAGUCACAGAGCCUAUAUGAACCUAUUGCUUUGGUAACAGAACCCACCAAAGACGAGCACCAAUCACAAGCUGAGCCUUCACAGGAGGAGGAGGAGGAGCUUUCUGAAACAGUUCAGCCGUCAGACGGUCAGCCAAUCACUGAGGAGCACUCAGACAUGGAGGAGGAGCCAGUGAGCCCCGUGCUAGACUUGGACCCCUCUUUAGACAGAGAGGUGAUGGAGCUGAUGACAUCAUCGCCUCCCCCAUCCCUCCUGCACCUGUCCUCACCAUCCUCAUCGCCACUCCUGCACAGAGGGAAGGGUCGCACCCUGAGGCCUCCUCCCUGCUCCCCCCGGCUGUCUGAUGACCUCUCCAUCCGCCUCAGACAGUCUCCCUUCUCCACUGAGGCCUCCCCAGAGACCUCCCCUGCAAGAGUGCCCAUCACGCCGCCGCCGCUCACCCCACCUUCGCCUUCUCUCAGGACUUCCCCCCCAGCUAGAGAGUGUCCACCUCUCUCUAAGGCUCCUCCCACCACUGUGCUCCCCCUCACCCCAAAAAUCGGCAUGGGGAAGCCUGCCAUUUCUAAGAGGAAGUUCUCUCCUGGCAGAGCCCGGGUGAAACAGGGCACGUGUUGGAGUAGUCGCAGGGCGGUCAGCCCCCUCUCGUCCUCCCAGGAUUCCACAGGGGAGGGAGGGUGGGACAGCCCUAAGCCCCGCCUGCAGGACUCCCCGCUCUGGAGCAUGAGAGUGGGUCGUGGUUCUGGGUUCCCGGGCAGGAGGAGGUCCAGAGGAGGCGGCAUCGGAGGAAGAGGAGGGAGAGGAAGAAGCCGACUGAAGACUCAGGACAGCGUGACUGUGUCACCGGGAGCUGGGUAUGUGGAGGUGUUCACAGCAAAGGAGGACGAGGACAACUCGAUGCACAACACCGUGGUGAUGUUCUCCACAUCGGACCACUUCACCCUCAGACAGGACAUGUGUGUGGUGUGUGGCAGUUUCGGGCAGGGCGCUGAAGGUCGGCUGUUGGCGUGCUCUCAGUGUGGACAGUGUUACCAUCCUUACUGCGUCAACGUAAAGAUCACUCGGGUGAUUCUGACCAAAGGGUGGCGCUGUUUGGAGUGCACGGUGUGCGAAGCAUGUGGUGAGGCCAGCGAUCCCGGGCGACUGUUGCUAUGUGACGACUGCGAUAUCAGUUACCAUACCUACUGCCUGGACCCGCCCCUCCUCACGGUGCCUAAAGGAGCCUGGAAGUGCAAAUGGUGUGUGUGGUGCGUGCAGUGUGGCUCCGCCUCUCCUGGGCUGCGCUGCGAGUGGCAGAGUAACUACAGCCUGUGCGGGCCGUGCUGCAGCCUGAGCCGCUGUCCCGUCUGCCAGCGAGCGUACCUGCAGGAUGACCUCAUCCUGCAGUGCCAGCAGUGCGACAGGUGGGUCCACGCUGUGUGUCAGGGUCUGACCACUGAGGAGGACGUGGAGGUCGCUGCUGACGAAGGAUUUGACUGUUCACUGUGCAGGACGCACGGACGCAGCCCCUACGGGAGGACGGAGUCGUUGGCGCCCUUCAUGGCUCAGAUCGUCUCCAGGAUCAGGGAACCCGACUCAAAGACGUACACUCAGGACGGGGUCUGCCUGACCGAGUCGGGCCUGUCUCACCUGCAGUCUCUGGUUGAACCUCUGACGUCACCGCGCAGGUGGCGCAGGUGUAAACCCAAACUGAAGCUGAGAAUCAUCAACCAGAACAGCGUGUCCGUCCUGCAAACCCCGGCGGACGCCGACCCCGCCGAGCCGGACCACGGCAGAGCUCUUCUCGACUGCGAGAUGAAAUCUGACUCCAGCCCCGAACGAGAUCAUGUUCAAGACGAUGACAUCACCAAGGAGCCUGAUGUCGCUGACAGCAACAAGAAGAAGAAACGGAAACCCUACAGGCCAGGUAUCGGUGGGUUCAUGGUGCGUCAGCGUGGCGCCAAGGCAGGGGCGGGGCCAAGCCGCAUCAAGCUGUGCAGGAAGGAUUCGACGGAGAUGCUGCCAGGCCGGGAUGAAGACAUUGCCAUGGAGAUGGCGCCCACAAUCACUGACCAGACGUCAGAGAAGUCGAAGAAGAGGUACAGGAAGAAGAAAACGAAGCUGGAGGAGACCUUUCCCUCUUACCUGCAGGAGGCAUUUUUUGGUCGAGAUCUUCUCGAUCGGAGCCGACAGGUGGACAGGGGGGUGGGGCCGGAAGCAGCAGCCAGUAGUCAAUCAAGACCAGCAACAGGUAACCUGAAAGGCCCAACUCCUGGAUUUCAGGCCCCUCCCCUCUCUGGCGCCAGCAGGAAGGCAGCAGCGCUGCCCGGGUCGGAUGGCGGUCUUGUGGAUCUGUCCGACGUCCUGAACACCGACCCUCACAUCCUCGCCACCGGACACCCAGGUCAGUUCCAGGUGGAGUGCUCCCCGUCUCCAUUUGCAGGUCUGGACAUCAGCUCUGUGGCAGAUGACGCCUCUUUGACUUCUGAGCCAACAGGAAGCAGUGGGCGUGUCCAGAGGGCGAUGCAGGAAGAGCCUCUGGACGCCAUCUUGAGUCCUGAGCUUGAUAAGAUGGUCACUGAUGGCGCCAUCCUCAGCAAGCUCUACAAGAUCCCAGAGUUGGAGGGAAAGGACGUGGAGGAGGUGUUCACUGCUGUUCUCAGUCCAGACAGCAGCAACAGCCAAUCAGAGCAGAGUCAGCACACACAUGCUGCCGCUGGGAGCAAGACGCACAACACAGGUGCCGCGCCGUUUCCUCGCCUCCCGCUGAUGAACGGCCUCUCACCAGCUGCUCCUCCCAUGAUGCCCGGUGUCCAGGGUCCAGUCAGCUUUAGGGUCCUCCCUACCCAAAACCCGGCCCCCAUCCAGGGCCCCACCUCUGCAUUGGUUCCAUCCAAUCAGCAGGGUCCGGCCGGCGAGGGCGAGCAGGACGUGCUGUCGACGGCUCAGAGGAGCACACUGAAGUGGGAGAAGGAGGAGAGUCUGGGAGAGAUGGCCACUGUCGCUCCGGUGCUCUACUGCAACACCAACUUCCCCCAGCUGAAGCAGCAGUACCCAGACUGGCCCACCAGAGUGAAGCAGAUCACCAAGCUGUGGAGAAAGGCCAGUGCUCAGGACAGAGCACCCUAUGUGCAAAAAGCUAGGGACAAUCGAGCGGCUCAGCGCAUCAACAAAGUACAGCUGUCCAACGACCCGCUCAAACGCCACCCGCCAUCACAGCAGCAGCUGCCUGCGCCGCUGGGACCCUUUGACACUGUUUCCAUGGAAAUGGAGAUGCCAUUCAAGGACCCGCUGAGGCCCAAAGAGUCGGAGCAGGAGCAGGAGUGGAAGUUCAGACAGCAAAUGCGUCAGAAGAGCAAGCAGCUCGCCAAGAUGGAGGCCACCCAGAAGCUGGAGCAGGUGAAGAACGAGCAGCGGCAGCAGCAGCAGCUCCUGGCCAGCCAGCGCCUCUCGGGCCCCCAGUCGCCUGAAACCGGCAGCUACAGCCCCGUGCCCCCAGGAGGAAGCGCCUCCCCUCAGCUCCACCCGGGUCUCAGGGAGGGUCAGCCCAGGCAGCACCUCCUGCAGGGAAGUUCUGGACCGGCGGACGACGUCUUCCUCCGGCCUCAAGCACCACCCCCUUCUGGCUUUUCCUCGCUCCCUCAAUCCCCACAUCCCACCUCUCCCCUUUACCAGCCACCAUCUUCCCCCCAGAUGUUCUCUCCCCCGUCCUCCCGCCCUUCCUCACCCUGGGACCCCUACAAUAAGGUUAUAGGCACUCCUCGGCCCUCCUCUUCCCAGCCUGGAGGCCCCACAGCCUCCCAGCAGCAGCAUCACAGCUCCCUUAGCACCUCCCCAGCCCAUGAUGUCGUAGGCUCUCCUGCUCCAUCCCCGACUCCAAAACACCUGACGUCUCCAGAAGCCUCGGGCCACAACCAGGUAACCCCACCCCCGACCCUUCAGUCAGACAUGCCGGCAUCCGAGUGGCUGAAGUCUACCAGAGGACGAACGUGCGAGUCCCUGCACCCGAAUCAUGCAGUCGUCAACUGGUCCAGGGUGUUGUGUUUAAGGCCCCCAUGCCCCCUCAGCAGGAGGCAUUUGGUGGAGGAGGGAGGAGGGACCUGUCCAGGCUUACAGACCCAGGUUUUGCCCCCCCUCCAUCACAGGAGCCUCCCUUCCCCUCCAGUCCACUGUCAGGUCUGGGCUCCCCCACCGCAGCCCUACGCCCAAGCGCCCGGCACGCCCAGACCAGAUUACGCUCAGCAGAUCUCCGACCCCUUCACCCAGCAGUCACCCAGGACCUCCCGGCCCUCUCCGGAUCCCUACACCAACCCUCAGACCCCUGGCACGCCACGCCCCCACUCUGACCCCACAUACCUCACCACACCCCCUGCACUGAGACCGGACCAGUACAACCAGCAGUCCAUGAGCUGCCGUCCCUCCCCCUCUCACCCAACCCUCGAUCCCUACGCCUCCAACCCGGGCACACCCCGUCCAGCUGUCACUGACCGCUUCCCCCGAUCACCAGGAAGUCAGCGGACCGGCGACCCCUACGCACAGCCCACAGGUACACCGCGACCCUCGCUGGAUCCCUACGCCCAGCAGCCCUCUACACCGCGACCCCAGAAGGCCCACGAGCCAUUCAGCCAAACCCCAGUCGAGAGCUUAGCUGCGCAGCCUGCAGCUUCCGUUUCAUCCCCUCUGGCUCCAGGAGACCCAGGGACCUUCACCCCAACGCCCCACCAGUUACAGCAGUCACCAGGAAGACAGCAACAGCAGGACUCAUUUCCCAGAACCCCCAGCAGCCACACCUCAAAGCACCCUGGGAUGUCAGAAGAGAGCGGCUUCUCUGCUUUGGCCAGUCACACUCCAGGUCAUGAUCCAUUUGAGCAGGGUCACAUGACACCAGGCCUAUCACAAACUGACAAGAUGGCAACCACUGAAAUAUCUCCUUUAGACGGGCCAAUGAGCGUGAUGCCUCAGCUUGGUGACUCAGGGGAGAAGCUGAGACAGCGUCAGCGGCUUCGGGAGCUCAUCCUGAGGCAGCAACAGCAGAAGAGCACGUUACGGCAGGAGAAGGGUCUGCAGGAACCGGCUCCUGGACUUGCUGCACCCCCGGCUGCUCCAACAGGAUCCUCCGCUGGUUCUAACAGCUGGUCCCAGGAAGACUCCUCCAGCUCCAACUCCACCACUUCUCCUGUCCAGACAGACCCAUUUGGGCGCCCUCCGCCCCCGUAUCCUGGUACAAUACGGUCUGCCGGGGCUCCAGCCCUGAGGUUCCCUGGAGUGUUCCCAAGAGAGCAGCAGAGGGGUUUCGCGCCCAUCGAGGCUUCUUUCCCCAGACAGAGCCUCCCCAGAGAGCUGGGUGUCCGAGGACCAGGAUCGAGGUUUGGAGCUCCAGCUGGCCUCCAUGAGACUUUCCUGCGUGCACCCCUAGGAUCAACGCCUGCCUCUGGGCUCGGUGCUGUGGAGGUUCCCGUUCAGAUGAGGAGGCCAGUGCCCGGGGACUUCACCGCCAUCCGUCCCCAUGGGACUCCAAACGCUCACCCGCACAUGAUGCAAGGUGUCCCCCAGCCCUUCCUCCCUCGCUCCCUCUCUAUCCAGCAGCACAGCAUCAUGGGACAGCCCUACAUUGAGCUUCGACAUCGCACUCCAGAGAACCGCCUGAGGCUGCCCUUCUCUCUUCCUUCAGCCACGGACCCCGAGGCCCCUCUCCUGCACCCCAGAGACCCCCACCCACCUGCCAUCAGAUCUGGUCCUGGGGCCAGGAUGGGUGAGACGCUGAUGGCUCAGCAGAUGAUCACAGCGGGUGCCGUGGAGCAGCUGAACCAGCAGGGUCCUCAGCAGCAGCACCUUGGCCACACAGCGGCUCUGACUCAGCCCGGCGAGCCGGCACUCUCGGAGGAUGGAAUCGAGGAGCACCUGGAAGGGGAGGACUCGGCUGUGAAGGACCUGGAGGAUGUAGAAGUGAAGGAUCUGGUUGAUCUGAACCUAAACCUCGACCCAGAAGAUGGUAAAGAAGACCUGGACCUGGGUCCCAAUGACCUCCAUCUCGAUGACUUCCUGCUGUCGGGGAAGUUUGACCUGAUCGCCUAUGCCGACCCUGAGCUCAACCUGGAGGACAAGAAGGACAUGUUCAACGAGGAGCUGGAUCUGGGAGAACCAGCAGAGGAGAAGGAGAGCGGAGAGAGGAAGGAUGGAGUUGGUGGUUCUAGAAAGACUGACAGCAGCUCCCACCUGGUCGGACAGAUCAAACAGGAAGUGAGGGACGACAGCAAGACGGAGGUGGCUCCACCUGGGGUCAUCGCCACCAGCAAACCCCUGGGAGCUCUAGGACUUGAGGUUUCCUCUGUCCAUCACAUCAAGGAAAAGCUGGAGGACUCUGGUUCUGUUUCAGGGCCCUUGUCAUCCCUCCAGCCCCAGGAGCAGGUACCAUCCAUGGGCAUGGUAUCCAGAGUUCAGCCCCCUGUGACCACAGGACAACAGCCUGUCUUCCAGCAGCAGCAGAGGCCUUUUGGGCCCCCCUCAUCCUCACCUCAACUCACCCCUCACCCUCAGGCUGUCUCAGUGUCUCCUCACACCAGUCUGCCUGCUCAGGACCCGCAAGGCCCGCCUCACCCGCUGCCUCUCCAGCCUCCUCACCUCCUCACCACUCAGACCCAAUCUCCACAUAUGGGGACCUCCACGCAGAGCCAGACCCAGGGUACCUUUGCUCAGACCCAGGUCCAGAACCAAAAUAAACAAAGGCCUCUGCUUCUGGAGGAGCAGCCGCUUCUUCUGCAGGACCUCCUGGACCAAGAGCGCCAGGAGCAGCAGCAACAGAAACAGAUGCAGGCCCUGAUCAGACAACGCUCCACCACAGACUCUGCGUUCCCUGGUGUGGACUUUGACUCCAUUACCGACCCCAUUAUGAAGGCAAAGAUGGUGGCUUUGAAAGGCAUAAACAAAGUGAUGUCUCAGGGAAACCUGGGUCUGAAUCCCAUGGUCAUCAACAGGUUCCAGCAGCCUCCAGGAGCCCCGGGUCCUGAGGUCCCCCCUCAGCCUCCACACCUGGUAGGACAGGAGGGGAAGGUGAACCCUCAGCUGGUGCGACCCACCCCCCCAAGCUUUGGCCCCGGGUUCAGCAAUGAGCCCAAGCGGCCGCAGUACGAGGACUGGCUCGGAGAGACACAGCAGCUCCUGCAGAUGCAGCAGCGCCUCCUGGAGGAUCAGAUCGCUGCCCAUCGCAAGACCAAAAAGGCUCUGUCAGCCAAACAGAGAACUGCCAAGAAGGCGGGCCGUGUCUUCGCAGAGGAGGACGCCGCCCAGCUACGCUACAUCAGCGAGCAGCAGGGAGUGGUCCAGAAACAGCUAGAGCAGAUCCGGAAGCAGCAGAAGGACCAUGCAGAGCUCAUCGAGGACUACCGGACAAAACAUCCUCAGAGGGGUCUACAGCAGCAACCAGCACCCUCCCUCCCUCAGAAGCUGCUCUCACAGCCCAUCGUGCCCCUGCAACCCCACCCGGGCGGCCCGCGCCGGCCCAUCUCCCAAACGUACCUCCCGCCUGGACUCCAGGGGGUGGGCCAGGGUGAUGGGGCAGAGGAUGCCGCCUCAUCUACCCCUUCAACUCCCUGCCGGCCUACCCAACACCCCCCAAGUACCCCCACACACUCAGGCGCCCUCUGCCAUGGUGCCGGGCCUUGCGGCUCAGACGGCAGGCUUUACUGCCGCCUCCCGGGGCCCCACUGGAGGUCCCAAUGGAGCCACAGUGGACGGAGCUGGCCCGCCCCUCAGGUCAAGUUUGACGACAACAACCCGUUCAGCGAGGGUUUCCAGGAGAGGGAGAGGAGGGAGAGGCUGAGGGAGCAGCAGGAGAGGCAGCGGGUUCAGCUCAUGCAGGAGGUGGAGCGUCACCGUGUCCUGCAGCAGAGACUGGAGCUGGAGCAGCAGAGCCUCCUGGGGGCCUCCGUGCCUCCUGCCGCAACUAAGUUGGGCCCUCAGGUGGGACCGACAGCAGGGCCGGGUCCUGCCCCCGGAGUGGACGGUCUGUCUCAGAUGCCCUUUUUCAGCGCCGAGCUGCCCCAGGACUUCCUCCAGUCUCCCCAGACCUCCAGGCCUCGACCUCAGCACCAGAGCCAGGUGGCAGCGCCCUUUCCCCUGCAGGCGGGCCUCCGCCAGGGCUUCACAGCAAGGCUUCUGCUCCCUGGAGCGUCCCCUGUUCCAACAGGUGAACCCCCCAUGAACGUGGCUCCUUCCAGCCUCCUGACCAGGCCGAGGCUCCCCGGCCUCACAGGACCCUCAGCCCCGGGGCAGGCACACCCAGCUGGGGUAGGAGCAGCAGGAAUGCCCUCCUCCCAUCCAGCAGGGCAGGGACAUCUAUUCGGACACGACGACUCCUCUUCCUCCCCCUCCACCCCUCUGGCCACUUCCUUCCCCUGCUCCUCCUCUGGUGGCCCCGCCUCCCUCAUCCAGCUGUAUUCUGACAUCAUCCCGGAUGAUAAACCGAAUAAGAAGAGGAGUAGGAAGAAGGAUGGGGAGGAAGCCACAGGAGGAGGGGGGGCCAGGACGCCACUGUCCUCGCAAUCUGAUGACCUCACUGCCCCUCCCACCCCUGCUGUCUCUGACACGGCGUGCUCCACACCCACCUUUGGCAGCAUGGACCAAUCAGAGCUGUCUUUCCCUCAGAGCUCCUCCCUCUCUGGUCUGGCCCCAUCAUCAGAGCUGGAGAGGCAGCUGUCCAUCAUCUCUGCAGCCCAGCAGAGAGCCGGGCUGGGCUCAGAGUGCCAGAGAGGGCCCCUGUCUGCAGCUCGGCUGGAGGUCAAGGAGGAGCGUGAGGAGGGCGGAGCCUGUGGAGCUGGUGUGGUGAAGAUGGAGGAGGGUGGGGCUGAGCCAUUCUCCCCCACCUCUCCUCAUCAGGGAGGCGACGCAGGGAAGGAGCUGCUCAGACACCUGCUAAGGGACAAGACCUCCCCUGCCAAUACACCAUCGCCCAUCACUCAAGCUCCGCCCAUCGCCCGACGACAGCUGUCCAGCGAUGGCUGUCGAUCUGAAGAGGAAGAUGUACCUGGUUCCCAUGGCAACAUGGUGGCGACGGACGGUCCCGCCUCAGAGCUGCUGGACACCUUCGGCAGGAAGAAGACGCAACGCUGCAAGAGAUCCGCCCGGCCCGACAAAGACCGAGCUCCUCCCAAGUACAAAAGGAAGAAGAAGGAGGAGGAGGAGGAGAAGGCACUCCAAUCCCGCUCCACCUCUCCCUCCUCUGACCCGGUGGUGACACACCUCAGACAGCUGGCAGUGCUGCCCCUCAUGGAGCCGGUCCUAGGGGUGGAUCUCGGUCUGUUCCCCCCCUUCGGCAGCUCCUCUCUGGGCCGAGACUCCAGGCUGAGCGGAUCCUUCGGCAAUGCCUGCCUGGAUGGAGUCACUGACUACUACUCCCAGCUCAUAUACAAGCAGAACAACCUCAGUAACCCCCCCACGCCUCCGGCCUCCCUGCCCCCGACACCGCCUCCUGUUGCCAGGCAGAAACUGGUGAACGGCUUCGCCACGACGGAGGAGCUGACCAGGAAGGAGCUUGGCGAGCAGGACGUGAAAGGUGUGUCGGUUCUGAAGCUGAAAGGGGAGGAGCUUCUCAGUUUAAACCAUCCCUCCAAAACAGUAGAUGUGCCUGCCUCCCUCCCAACCCCACCCCACAACAACCAGGAGGAGCUCAGGGUCCAGGACUCGUCAGAGCGAGAUGACCCUGACAGCUACGUUCCAUCGUCGUCCCCGGAGAGUGUGGCGGACAUAGAGGUCAGCCGGUACCCCGACCUGUCCUUCAUCAAGCUGGAGCCUCCCUCACCCUGCCCGUCGCCUACACUACCCAUGAUCCCCUGUGCUUGGGGGAAAGGCUCUGCAGUCAAACAGGAAGUGAAGACGGAGAUGAACCAUCAGGGACUUCCUUCCUGCUCGAACACAGACCUGGUUACCAUAGCAAUAACCCUGAACCCCACUGCAGCCCAGAACGUUCCAGGAGUGAUGGCGGCGGUGGCGGAGCUGCUGCAGGUCCCCGUCCCUGUGAACUACCAGCUGAGCCGAGCAUCCGGUCCCGAGCAGAGCUCUCUGGCCCUGCUGGCGAGCGUGCAGGUGCCGCUGACGCAGGGUUCAACCACCACAAAACAGAGAGCUGCCGCCACAGGAAACACAGGUGUCAGAAUGGACUUCAGCCAGCAGGGCGGCGCUGCCACCACCAGGCCUCAGUGCUGCAGCUACUGCAAGGUGUUGCUGGGAAACGGAGUCCGCAUUGUCAGGGAGCUCAAACAGGAGGGUCAGUCCGGACCCGGCUCCAGCCUGCUCUUCUGCAGCCCCAACUGCUCCACCCUCUACACCAGCGACCUCCAGACCAGGUCUGCAGGCACCAAGUCUGCAGUCCCUGUCCUGCUCUCGGGCUCCGAGUGCCCCCCUUCCACCAGGGUGCAGCACCAGUACACCAACAACAUGUCCUCCAUUGCCGUCCACUCCCUCCCCCGUGCUCCCUCCUCGCCUCCCCCGACAUCUUCCUCCUCCCCACCUCUCUUCUUCCCAUCUGCCUCUGCCAUUACCAUGGAGACCAGGCCUCGCAUGGACAGCCUCAAGGUGAAGGUAAAGUUGAAGCCCCGCCCCCGGGCGGUCCCAGGUGGGGAGGACUCACUGUCAUCGCGCCACGGAAAGAGGAUGAAGAGUUCCCGCUGGCGACGCUGGAGUGUUAACAUCACACUGAGCAGGGGUACUUGCAUCUCUAAUGAGGCGGUUGCCUUGCCAACAGAGGAGGAAGUGGAUGAGCUGUUGAAGAACCUGGGGGCGUGUCUUCAUCCAGACACGUUACCCAGAGACCAGCGGAGGUGCUGCUUCUGUCACCAGCAGGGCGAUGGCCAGACAGACGGACCAGCCAGGCUCCUGAACCUGGACCUGGAUCUGUGGGUGCACCUUAACUGCGCCCUGUGGUCUAGCGAGGUGUACGAGACUCAGGCGGGCGCGCUCAUCAACGUGGAGCUGGCUUUGAGGCGAGGACUGACUCUACGCUGUGCUCACUGCCAGCAGACCGGCGCCACGAGCGGCUGCAACCGCCUCCGCUGCACCAACACCUACCACUUCACCUGUGCCCUGCAGGCCCAGUGCACCUUCUUCAAGGAUAAAACCAUGCUCUGCCACCUCCAUAAACCCAGGAUGGUUCCUCUCAGCGGGGACAGGUCCUGUGGCGGCUCACCCUCCUCCACUCCUGGCUCUGCCCCUGACCCGGCGGCUGUGGCGGCCUCUGACCCGUACGACUCAGAGCUGCGGUGCUUCGCGGUGUUCCGCCGAGUGUUCGUGCAGCGGGACGAGGCGCGCCAGAUCGCAGCCGUGGUGCAGCGCGGCGAGAGGCAGCACACCUUCAGGGUCGGCAGCCUGCUGUUCCGCGCCGUCGGCAGGCUCCUCCCACAGCAGAUGAGAACCUUCCACAACGAGACGGCCAUCUUCCCUGUCGGUUACCAUGCCAACCGUAUCUACUGGAGCAUGCGCCACAGCAACAGACGCUGUAAGUACAUGUGCUACAUCGAGGAGGAGGAGGGGCAGCCGCUGUUCAAGGUAAAGGUGGUGGAGAAAGGACACGAUGACCUCAUUCUGACCGGACCCACACCCAAAGCUGUGUGGGAUCAGAUCCUGGAUCCCGUCUCCCAGAUGAGGACCUCCAGUGGGACUCUGAAGCUGUUCCCAGUUUACCUGAAAGGAGAAGAUCUGUUUGGUCUGACCACGUCUGCGGUGACCCGGAUCAUCGAGUCUUUACCUGGCGUGGAGGCCUGUGAGCGUUACACCUUUCGUUACGGCAGGAACCCUCUCAUGGAGUGGCCUCUGGCCUUUAACCCGUCAGGCUCCGCCCGCUCCGAACCCAAAGCCUGUCAGGCCAAAAGACCCUACCUGCUGACCAGCAUCGCUCCCAGGUGUCAGGGCUCGGUGGGCUCCAUCGUGGGCCUCGUCCCCGGCGUCAUCUCUCUGUCUCCGGGCGAGUCCGUGGCUGGCGCUCACCAGGGACGCCACUCCAAGUCCUCACAGUACCGCCGCAUGAAGGCUGAGUGGAAGAGCAACGUGUACCUGGCACGCUCCCGCAUCCAGGGUCUAGGUCUGUACGCUGCCAGAGACAUCGAGAAGUGCACCAUGGUCAUCGAGUACAUCGGCACCAUCAUCAGGAGUGAAGUAGCCAAUCGCAAGGAGAGGCUGUACGAGUCACAGAAUCGCGGCGUGUACAUGUUCCGGAUCGAUAACGACUACGUGAUCGACGCCACCAUCACCGGAGGACCCGCCAGGUACAUCAACCACUCAUGUGCUCCCAACUGCAUCACUGAGGUGGUGACGGUGGAGAAGGAGAACAAGAUCAUCAUCAGCUCCUGCAGACGCAUCCAGAGAGGAGAAGAGCUGUGCUACGACUACAAGUUUGACCUGGAGGACGAUCAGCAUAAGAUCCCGUGUCACUGCGGAGCCGUCAACUGCCGCAAAUGGAUGAACUGAGCACACGAGAACACACACACACACACACACACACACACACACACACACACACACACACACACAGGCAGCUUGCUCUCUGUUAGUCGCCUCCCCUGUGGGCGGAGCUUAACUUCAUAUCAACACAGUGAUAAUAAUGAAAGUUGAUUGCUUUAAUCACAGAGGUAAUGAUAAUAAUAUUGAUGAUGGGGAUAACAGGUCAGGGUGGGGGUUAUAUAUGCGUGUGGGUGGGGUCAGAAGCUUGUGUCUGAGGGCGUGGCUGUGUCAGAGAGUGGGCGGGGCUUAAAGAGGCUGGUCCUCUGUGUAUAUUGUGUGUAAAAAUGAGCACAGAUGUAAAUGUGAGAUCAGAGAAUGUGUCGUCUUUAACUUGCACUAAAACACAAAAACAACAAAAAUACAGACUUUAUUCCCCGGCCCCGCUCACCCCACUCCGGCCCCGCCCACCUCCAUUUGUUAAUUUCCUGUAAAAUAAGAGGUUUUUUUGUAUUUAUUACUCAAUGAAGCUAUUUUCUAAACCUGCGGUGCGUUCGAGGUCCGGCAUUGUGUAAAUACGUGUACCAUAGAUGAGAGAAUCGCACAGAGUUUAAGAAGCCCUCCACCAUCCUCGCCGCCGCCGAUCAGCUGCAGCGUUUCAAGUACAAUUUGUGUUGCCCACCCGGUGCCACGUCCCUAUUGGACGGACUGUGAAGCGAGUCGGGCAGGCGUCACCGCAGCCUUCAGGCGCAGAGUCCCCCUGCCGUGUACAUAGGAGACUUUGCUGAAGUGUACAGAGACGUCAACAAAGCCUUUUUUAUUAUUACUGGACGUAACCGUGACGAUGAAGAUGUUUGUUUUUGGGAAAUAUGGUGACUCUGAUUUAGAAUCAUUUACAGAAAAUAAAAUAUUUUACAUGUU
Molecule: messenger RNA, 20070 nt
Organism: Oreochromis niloticus (Nile tilapia)
Lineage: Eukaryota; Metazoa; Chordata; Actinopteri; Cichliformes; Cichlidae
Product: histone-lysine N-methyltransferase 2C
Biological process (GO): positive regulation of transcription by RNA polymerase II
Cellular component (GO): nucleus; MLL3/4 complex
Molecular function (GO): histone H3K4 methyltransferase activity; protein binding; transcription coactivator activity
Source: RefSeq, a predicted model, not a curated record